AUGGAGCUGGGAGGAAGCGAGCAAGAGCACAUGCAUGGUUACACAGACAUAAACGAAGGAAUCCCAUGCUCUUGCUGUUAUAUUUGGCAAACACUUGAGAAAGUUCCCAGAUGUGUUGAGAUUAGUAAGCAAUCCGUGUUGUAUAAACUGGAGCGCACAUCAUCCAUUCUUCCAGGAAAGCACAUUAUAAAUUCUUUAAAGCCAAAUGUUGCUGGUGGAAAUGCUCUCUUCAAAGAAAUAUUUGGAUCAAGUGAUGAUCAGUUAACCUUAUGCUCACACAGCAAAGACAUUUGUGGAAUUGGAACAACAUGCUUAUAUCAUUCCCUCCAUAAGCAUCUCAAGCUUCUUAUUGGAAGAGCCAAACGCUGCCCAUGUUCAAAGAUAUUGAAAAAACAUAUACUGGAUAAAAAAGAUUUAUAUUGCUCAAAAGGGCAAGUGGUGUCAUUUAUAUGGGCAGCUUCUAGAAGCAUUGUUCCGGAAGAGCUACUAGGAAAUUUGAGACCCCUCAGAAAGAACAUUUCCAAGUUUAUCAAAUUAAGGUUAUACGAGAAGUUUUCCUUACAUGAAUGUAUGCAUAAACUCAAAAUAUCAGAUUUCUCCUUCCUAUCAAAUAAACACUCUCUUUGUGACUUCAAGUUUGGGGAAAUCAGAGGAAUAGUUUUGGAAAGAUGCAAAAUUAGUCUACCAAGCCUUUCAAGUUGGACUAAUCGACAAUAUCUACCCAAGUUGCAACCUUUAAGAACUCAAAUUCUUCCCAGGCAGCAUGGUAGAAUCCAUUAA
Messenger RNA from Lactuca sativa (garden lettuce), 780 nucleotides. RefSeq names its product telomerase reverse transcriptase-like. The record is from RefSeq and is a predicted model, not a curated record. Gene Ontology annotation, biological process: telomere maintenance via telomerase. Gene Ontology annotation, molecular function: telomerase activity; telomerase RNA binding; telomeric repeat DNA binding. NCBI's taxonomy places the organism in Eukaryota, Viridiplantae, Streptophyta, Magnoliopsida, Asterales, Asteraceae. Gene Ontology annotation, cellular component: telomerase catalytic core complex.